Messenger RNA from Electrophorus electricus (electric eel), 3862 nucleotides. RefSeq names its product solute carrier family 16 member 6a (gene slc16a6a). The record is from RefSeq and is a predicted model, not a curated record. NCBI's taxonomy places the organism in Eukaryota, Metazoa, Chordata, Actinopteri, Gymnotiformes, Gymnotidae. Gene Ontology annotation, molecular function: monocarboxylic acid transmembrane transporter activity. Gene Ontology annotation, biological process: monocarboxylic acid transport; transmembrane transport.
ACUAGCCACCACAUGUACCCUUGGCCGAGACCACUCUACAGUGACAGGCAGGAGAAUCAGUGUUCACUCUCCUUAACCUGGGAGAACAGCUUUGGCCUUGCCGACCAUGGUAUUAUGGGCCUUCAGAUCAGAGGGCUGUCUGGGGCCCAAGGUGUACUCAGAGGUCCCAGAUGGAGGCUGGGGUUGGAUUGUGGCCAUGGCCUUUUUUAUCGUAGAGGCCUUCACCUACGGAGUCAUCAAAAGCUUCGGUAUUUUCCUCAAGGAUCUCAUGUGUGAGUUCAAUGAGAGCAACAGUCGGGUUUCAUGGAUCAUCUCUAUAUGUGUGUUUGUAAUGACCUUCACAGCUCCAUUGUCGACUGUGCUGAGUAAUCGAUUUGGCUUCCAGCCUGUCGUGAUGUUUGGUGGACUCCUCAUUUCCCUGGGAACAAUCUCCACUGCUUUCACCAGCUACAUACAUCAGAUUUACGUCACUAUUGGGAUAGUUGCUGGUCUAGGUUACUGUUUGACAUUUCUCCCCACUGUUACAAUACUGUCCCAGUACUUCAGCAGACAGCGAUCCUUGGUGACUGCCAUGGCCUCCACAGGAGAAUCAUUUGCUAUAUUUGCUUUUGCUCCAGCAUUCACAGAACUUAAGACACAUAUUGGAUGGAGAUACACGAUAGUGGUGCUUGGAAUACUACAGAGUACAAUCAUUAUAUGUGGUGCUUUGCUUCGUCCCAUGAUAAUCAGGCCUAAGACUACUGCAAGUUGUACCCAGGCACUGCAAUCCAGAAAGCAGGAGAUAAUUAACUCUCUCCCAAAAGCUGAACUCAAUCACUCCUUGAGCCCCGACCCAGGCAUUCCAUCUCAUGAGAAGCAGGAACAGGGCCUUCGGACGCGGGAGCAGGAACAGGACCUUCGAACGGGGGAGCAGGAACAGGACCUUCAGACGGUGGAGCAGCAGGAAGAGGAGGAGGAACUCCUUCAGGCUCCUCCAUCCUACCAGGCUGCAGGGGUGCAGGCCAGAAACAAACUCCUGGACCUGUCUGUGCUGAAAGAAGGCAGCUUUGCAUGCUACGCCGCAUUUGGUCUUUUCGCAACGCUUGGCUUCUUUGCCCCACAGCUUUAUGUGGUGGAGCUCAGUGCCAGCAUGGGCACAGAAAGGGACAAGGCUGCCUACAUGCUGUCGAUAAUGGCUGUGGCAGAGAUCUUUGGACGGCUCUCUAUUGGCUGGCUCCUUAGCUGGGGGCGUGUAAGAAAGAUAUUUGUCCUGCUUGGAUGUGUAUCGCUGAUGUGUCUGGUGCUGGUGCUCUUCACCAUAGUAAAUGGCUUCUGGGGGCUGGCACUCUGCUGUGUGCUGUAUGGCUUUCUGCUAGGUAAUAUCGCAUCCACGCACAUCCCCAUGCUGGCCGAGGAUGAUGUGGUGGGCAUCAAGAGAAUGCCCUUAGCAGUGGGCAUCUAUGUCUGUAUCCAGAGUUUCGCAGGGCUAGCUGGGCCACCUUUGGGAGGAAUCCUGGUGGAUAUCACACAAAAUUACAGCUCGGCCUUCUACUCAUGUGCCAUAGGAACGGGUAUAGGUGCUCUCUUCCUUGGGCUGGUACGUCCAACAAAGACAGGUUGUCUUUGCACAAAGAAGCGCAUCAGUUCUCACCAACACAGCCCUGGAGCUAAGCAUGUGAUUGAAGAUAAUGUUGUGCCUGAGGAGAUCUUAGACAUUUCCCCAAACCCACAAGCUCAGUCCUAAAAAAAGAAAGUCUCCUCUGUGGACUUAGACAGGCAUAUUUAACUAGAAAAGCCAUUAAAUCUAUGGAAAUCUGGUAAAGAUCAUCUAAGACUGUGUAAAUCCGAAUGAAUUGUUUUAAAUUAUUGCUUAAGGUGAAGAGACAAAAACAGCAGGAUUACCCAACACCUGUCACUAAUGCAAUAGCUGCCUUAAAGAAUGAAAUCAGUUUUGGGCCUCAGGUUUUUUUAUCCUCUGCCAGAGUGAGACCAAUAACAUUCAAAUCUCUAUAUGGCCAUGUUGUUUUUACUCAGAUUUGGCAUUGAUGCAUUGCUGACUGCCUUAAUCCAGUCAUAUUCAACUAAUUUCAAACCAACUGUGCUCAAAGUUUUAGUUUUAACAAAAUUUAGUUUUAACAGUUGCAAUGCUGGGGGAUCUUGCUUUUUUUUAACACAAACCUCAUUAAUCAUGUUGUCCAUUAGAUUAAUUAAGUGUGUAUUUGUGCAUUUUUCCACUGGAACUGAAAUCCACUUUCUAGGUAGAAGGGCAGGACCACAAUACUACCCAUAGACUGCUACUGAGACUACCAAUAAUACUACAUGUAUCCAAAUUUAAAAUCUUAAAUUGGGUAAUCAUCUUUUGUUUUUAUGCAAAAUAGAAUUUAGGAAACAGUAGUAAUGUACUGCAAAGAUAUUUGCUGUAAUAAAAUGGGAACAAGUCGUAUUGAAACCAAAAACUGAGUAACCCAAAAGGAACCUGUCCUUCCAGGGAGUAAACCUCUUCCCCUGCUGCUGCAUGGACACCAGCAUCUCCUAUCUCACCAACAAAUCUGGUUUAUGAAAUUAAAUUAAUACAUUUUGAGAAGCAACACUAUCUCACUGAAAAAAAGUACAUAUAUUAAUCAUUUAGUAUCAGAUUUUAUGACAGUUACAUGGUUUGUCAUUUAAGAUUCCAAAAUUUCGCUAUUUUCUAAUUAGCUAGCAAAUAUUUUAUGAUUAGGUGCAUGAUUCAGAGGGUGAAUAGACAAGAUAAUUACGUGAUUCCAGCCAUCUCUGAAUUGGUUUGACUCUCUUGGGUUUUUCAUGCACAACAGAUGUGAAUGACUCACUAAUAAAUAAGUUAUAAAUUAAAUUGCAGUUUUACAGUACACCAUAAGAUAACAGAGACUCUAGCUUUCAUGUAUUAAAAGAUUACACUCAAAUUAUAUAAAAUAACACAUUAGAAUCACAUAAAAGGUACCUAAUAAUUAGCGUUCUUUUGUAGUAUAAAUGUGCUAUAUUAAAAGACUCACAACCUAACAAAUUGAGAAUGUUUAUUAAGUAAAGUUUUAGAUUUGUUUAACUAAUAAAUGGUCAGUUGUUUUCCCUUAUUUUUGGUAUUUUAGUGGAUUUAAUGGUCUUAAAAAACAAUGUACAUGAAAUACUAGAAUACUAUUAUUUUUCAUUCUUGAGGUAAACAGUCCUUAAGAAUGAAUUAUUUAUUGAUUUUAAUAUUUUUAGAUUUUUUUAUACUGAUGAAUUUUCUAUAAAUGUUUCAAUUGCUGCAGUUUUAUUAACUUUAUAGAUUUUUUUAACCUAUUUUGCGCUUUUCCCUGGAGAAUGACAUUAUAUUUAUUGGGUUUAUUUCUCUAUGUCACCAAGUCAACAUGUAGUAAAUACUGUCACUCUAUUACCAUACAGGAUGCACUCACUUGAACAGCUACACAUUACAGCUCAUAUUGAAUAAUUCAGUAUAUCUGGGGAGAAUAGCUAUGUAGUUUUCCUCCAAUGUUAGCUGAUCAAUUCAACUGUGAAUCUGUUACCAUAUGAACAUAAGACUUGACAGAACUUAGGUACAUUCAGUGUGAAUAUGAGAAUGGGAUGUUCAUAGUUAGCGUGUUUAAUACAAUGCCUUUAUAAUAACUGCCAAGGAUGUGAAAACCUCUAAAAGUGCAAGGAAAUCCUUAAAGAAUAAUUCUCAUUUUAUAGAGAAACAUAUAGACUAAGCACUAUUAUAACUCCUGAAUUCAUAUGUGAAAAUAUAUUUGCAAAGAUAUUAAAGCUCCUAAAGUGUGAGUCUGAAACAGUGUUCUGUAUGUCUGGAAGAGCAAUAGAAGGCCAACAAUUGUUAGUGGUUUUAUUUUUGAACAGCAAUAAAAGAACAAUAAAACUUGGAUAUUUUAAA